GAUCCGAACCGUUCCGACUCCCCUGACGGAUACCACAUCAAAAGAGGGGCCUUGCCUGUUGGAGAUCCAUGUCUGAAACAAGUUACCUCAAGAAGUGGUAAGCCCGUUUACGCCCAGCUGUAUUACGUCAGAAAGGAAGUAGAGAUGAUAGGAGAAGUACUAAAGGUCAAGCCACUAACCGGAAAAGAAGCUACCAAACGCGCGGUGCUCGAACAAAUCACUUCAGUUGCAUUAAUUCACAUUGCAGCUCACAGGAGGAAGGAAACCGGGGAAAUUGCUUUGGCCCCAAAUCCUGGGUAUAAGACCGAGGUUCCUAAAGAGCCGCAUUAUAUUCUAACAAUGUCCGAUGUGCAGGCUGUUAAGUUGCGAGCACGACUUGUUGUACUCAGCUGUUGUCAUAGUGGUAGAGGUACAGUCAUGUCUGAGGGCGUGGUUGGUAUGGCACGGGCUUUCUUGAGUGCUGGUGCUCGCUGUGUUUUUGCGUCACUCUGGGCCAUUGAUGACGAGGCCACAAUGGAGUUCAUGAAAAGUUUCUACAAGCAUUUGAGAUAUGGAGAAAGCGCCAGUGUUGCUCUUCACCAGGCCAUGAAAUUUCUUCGAGAAUUAGACAAGUUUUGUGCCCCGAAGUACUGGGCCCCAUUUGUACUCAUUGGCGAUAACGUUACUAUUGAAUUUGGAGAAAAUAAAUAA
Messenger RNA from Porites lobata, 690 nucleotides. NCBI's taxonomy places the organism in Eukaryota, Metazoa, Cnidaria, Anthozoa, Scleractinia, Poritidae. The record is from the annotation of a GenBank genome assembly.